UAAAUGCCAUCUGGGUGGCUCCUCUGGGUUUUUGAGUCCAUCACCCAGUUCAGAUCAGUCAGAGGCCAAGGAGGAGAACAUGAUGAUGGACCUUUUUGAAACUGGCUCCUAUUUCUUCUACUUAGAUGGAGAAAAUGUGACUCUUCAGCCAUUAGAAGUGGCAGAGGGCUCUCCUUUGUAUCCAGGGAGUGAUGGUACCCUAUCCCCUUGCCAGGACCAAAUGCCGCAGGAAGCGGGGAGUGACAGCAGUGGAGAGGAACACGUUCUGGCUCCCCCAGGCCUGCAGCCUCCCCACUGCCCAGGCCAGUGUCUGAUCUGGGCUUGUAAGACUUGCAAGAGAAAAUCUGCCCCCACAGAUCGUAGAAAAGCAGCUACCCUGCGCGAAAGGAGGAGGCUAAAGAAAAUCAACGAAGCCUUUGAGGCACUGAAACGUCGGACUGUGGCCAACCCCAACCAGAGGCUGCCCAAGGUGGAGAUUCUGCGGAGUGCCAUCAGCUACAUUGAGCGGCUGCAGGACCUGCUGCACAGGCUGGAUCAGCAAGAGAAGAUGCAGGAGCUGGGCGUGGACCCCUACAGCUAUAAACCCAAGCAAGAAAUUCUUGAGGGUGCGGAUUUCCUGCGCACCUGCAGCCCCCAGUGGUCAAGUGUUUCUGAUCAUUCCAGGGGCCUCGUGAUAACUGCUAAGGAAGGAGGAGCAAGCGUGGAUGCGUCAGCUUCCAGCAGUCUUCAGCGCCUUUCUUCCAUCGUGGACAGUAUUUCCUCAGAGGAACGCAAACUCCCCAGCGUGGAGGAGGUGGUGGAGAAGUAACUCAGCCAGCAUUUGGAACAUUCUUCACUCAGCAGGAAGACCCCCUUUCCGCCUAAUCAUUUAGAUUAGGGCUCACAGAUGCCAGAGUUUAUGAAAGGCAAGAGAUUUAGUAUUAAAAAAGAAACUUCUCGCCACCUCAAGUGCAAGUCCUUCGCCUUGAGGCUUUUAGUAUGAUAAUUAUUAUUAUAUCGGAACUGCUAGUGGCUUAGCUCUAGAACCCUAAUUUUGUUUUUAGUUUGGUUGAUUUUUAUAUCGUAUUACCUUUUACUAUGAUCACGUGACCCUUUUCUGUCAGUUGCAAACGAAGUUCAUUCCUGUCUAAAUCAAAGAGGGAACGUUUAAUCUUAAUAGUAUUUAAUGUACUUUUGUAAAUAGUCUUAGAAUUUUCGUUUUUAUGUAAACCUAAAGGAUAUAUUUUAAACGUGGAAUUAAGCAUUGUAUAUAAAAUGUGUGAAGAUCCUGAUAUUGUAAUAUUAAAAUAUUAAUACGUUUCUACAUGUACAAAAGUGGCCUUAAUUUGAUUAAAUUGUAAAGACUAUAAGGACAUAUGUACAAAAACGAAUAGCCAUGUUUUAACUUAGAUACCACACGUGACCACUUUUUGGGGCCUCUUUUUUCAACCUAAUUUAUAGGGAGGAAAAUGAAUUUGGGAACUGUAAUCUCAAUUAAACUGGGCACUUUAAUUUACCAUGUAGAUUCCUCACUUGUCACUAGUAGAAGGGCGUAUCCAGAAAAAGUCUCUUCUCGCCUCUCUGUGGCUUUUUCUUUUUCUUUCUUUUUUUUCCCCCACACUGUUCUGUGGUUGGUGAUCUGGGUGGGAUUUCCUUCCUCUGAAAUUUAAUUGUAAAUAUACGAAAAUCUUUCAAAUUUCCCCCUAAGAAUUCUUUGUUCAUUUCCCUAAAUGUAUCCAAUUAAUUUGGCCCCAUUUAUUUAUUUUUCGCUCCGUGGUGUUCUGGACUGUUUCCAAGACUAGAGCUAAAGUAGCCAGGACCUACACGGGCCUGAUAGCCGGCUUUCUUGAACUAGACUAGCCCCCAGCAGACUGGAAUAUCUUCAAGUGCUCUUUGGUUUGAGUUUAUUUUCCAAACAGAAAGAUAAAAGAGAAGUGCAAUCUGGCUCUUGCAGAAGAGUGGACCUCCUCGAAAGGGGGAGGGGCUGCUUCAGUAGAUAGAAGGGUUAAAUGCUUGGUAGCAAAAGACAACAACAACACACAUGAAACCUCUUAACUGGACCAAAUAGCAAAGCCCCUAGAGAGCCGGAAACCCCAGGAGCUCCACUCCAUGAAGAUUUUACAACGUGUGCUGCUUCUGUUUUUCCUGUAACCUCAGGGGGAAAAAACGACCACCAAGAAACACAGUGGGGAGGAAAGCAGAGCCAAGCACGCCUGGUCUGCUAAACUGUGCCUUCGGUCUACCAUGGCCCGUACCUUCACCAUCACCGCUUACCAUCGACUGUCUUCCACUGCUGCUCGGUACUCUCACGUAAAAAUCAAAUGGAACCAAGCAUUUGCCAGCCUGGAUCCAUGCCCUAACUCUCCCUGUUGAGUAACACACAAGUUCCAGAGAGCACCACCGACACCGUACCCUGCAAACAGGCAGCUGUAUUUUGCCACCCUUUAAAAACCCUUCUUGGAGGUAGCUCUUGUUGACAAUCCCUUAUCCAAAAUGUAUAGAUGUUGGAAAUAUUUCCAAAUUCAAGGUUUUCCUGAGGUUUGUGAUAUUUGUGUAAAUGUUGAGGUUCAAUCUCUCUAACUCAGAAAUUCAACCAAUACCUGAAACUUUCUGAGCAUGAAUUCUCAGCAGGAGUGGGGGUGGAGGGUAGGAGUCGUUGGGGUGGGUGGGUCUUGGAGAAUUUUAGGUUUGUGGUACUGUGAUUGUGUCUGCCUUGCCUGUGACUAAUUCAUUUUCUGACCAUAUGAAAAUGGAUUCUUCUAAAAUACUUCAAAGUUCAGAGUGUUUGGUUGAGGAUACCAAUACUGGCAUAUAAUUCUUUUUUAAAAUGUUUGAGAGAGGCAGGUGGCUGGGUGGUCUAGGAAACCUACUGAGUCUAUGUGAGGACUCUUUACCUAAACUAAAUCCAGACUGCUACUAUACAACCUGAGCUGAUUAGUCCUGAUUUCUUGUUUAUAAAACAAUGGGAGAGAGGCUAAUCCCUUUCUCAUGGGCUUGUGAAACUUCACAGAUAGCACAUGAAGACACAAACUGACACUAAGAUCAAUUCUUUUUAUGUUAUAUUAGUAAAUUCAAUUGGCCAUCAAAAAGCGUGUCACUCCAAACUGAAGCUUCUUGUCCUUGCUGACUCCAGUCAGGAAGAGUAAUCAAUCAUACUGAGCAGGAGGAUGCGCCAUCUUUAGUCUUGUAUUAAUGCAGUCCGACUAUGACCCAGUGAGAGCAGCAUUUAUUACUUGGCCAUAAGUCAACUAUACCCUCAACUACUUACUAUGCUGCAUCUAGAAAGAGACGCCUUGGCAACUAUGGUCCAUAGAAUUAUUUGGCUCUCUUUGACAGUUUUUCCUGCAGACCUCUUUCUCAAAGCACAGUGAGUUAGUAAACUCCAAGUUACAGCAUGACUUUGAAAACUAAAUGCCAAAGCAUUCCCUAGUCAAAUUACCCAACCAAAAUAUACAUAACUCACUCUGGGUGGUCUCCAUCUUUACUAACUAUACAUAUUUUAUAUCUGAAUAUUUUUAUCAUCCAAAGGAUUUGCCCUAAAAUGUGAUUCUCUACCAUUAUUUUCAAAGACUGGGUUCUCUGUGCAAUUGAUAAGUCAUAACUGAUCAAGUAAAUAUAUUUAUCUUAGAUUAUUUAUAAGAAGACUUACAGUUGAAUUACUCUGCAUCAGAAUGCUUUUAUCAAUUCCUGGUCGUCCCUUGUUGAUAGAUUUUAUUUGGUCUUUGCAAACCAAAUCCUCUCUAUCUUUCUUAGCUUGGGUAACUUGAGAAAUUGUUUGGAGUGAGGUUGCCUAUGAAAGACUCUUCAUUAAAUAGAGAAAAUAUUUUCCAAAGAGUUCAUAUGACCUUCAGUGCUAUAGCUGACAUGUUAGGAUUUCCAAUGAAAUCCUUGGUGUGUUUGUGAUUUGAACUGUUUUUGUUUGAUAUUAAUGAUGAUAAUCUCUAACCAAGGUCAAAGACAAAAUAAACAAGACUAUGGAAGCAGAAAA
Molecule: messenger RNA, 3967 nt
Organism: Mastomys coucha (southern multimammate mouse)
Lineage: Eukaryota; Metazoa; Chordata; Mammalia; Rodentia; Muridae
Gene: Myf6
Product: myogenic factor 6
Exons: 3
Coding region: 80-808 (242 amino acids)
Biological process (GO): regulation of transcription by RNA polymerase II; muscle organ development; positive regulation of myoblast differentiation
Molecular function (GO): DNA-binding transcription factor activity, RNA polymerase II-specific; protein dimerization activity; RNA polymerase II cis-regulatory region sequence-specific DNA binding
Source: RefSeq, a predicted model, not a curated record